AUUGAGCUGAUGUGUUUGCUCCAAUCAAGACGAAGCGCCUCCUCUUAAAUCGUCAUGAGUGACUUCAGCCUUCCAUUCCCAACUUUCCAAAGACCUGCUACGACAUAACUGUUGGAUACAUCUGCGAACCACCGAUGGGAAACCACCAAUAGGGUACAGCACAUUCUCCGUUCUUCAGUUUGUGAAACAGUCAAAGGAUCCUGGAUGGACCUGGGUCAAAACAGCUGGUCAAUGGUCAAGCGUGAAGUCACCAGCAGCCCAGGGUCGCCGGCUGAACAGAGCUACCUACAGGGUGACAGGAGGGACCGACACACCUCGGAUGAGUUGAGGUCACCGGCGCCACUGCACACGCAUCUCGACUCUGUGGGAACCCGACGCACAGAGGGCAGGUCUCUACACUCCUACGUUCACUUUGGACAUCACAACACCGCCCUACCCAACUCAGAGGAUAUCACGCUGUUCACGGAUUUGGACCAGGGCAACAAGCUCAUCAUCUCCGGCGGGGCGCACAAGACUGGACUAAUCGUGGACCCUAGCGACAUGUAUCAAACACUGGCAAUCGCCGCGGCUCAAACUCAGGCGGGUUAUGAUUCGCCUACUGCCAGCUACAUGCACUCCAACCCGAAUUCACCCGUUUAUGUGCCGACCUCCCGGGUCGGGCCUAUGAUUCCAAGUCUCCCUUACUUACAAAACGGAUCGUCUCAGCCAAGUCAUCCGGUGAACAGCCAUUCGGUAUGGUCGCAGCCAACCCCCGAGAGCCCGUCAUACAGCACAGGGAGCCCUCAUACCUCCACCCGUUUCCAUUACUCUCCAAGCCCGCCAAUGAACAAUGGGACAUCCAGGGACAGCAGCUAUACAAGUCCUCUGAAUGUCAACAGCAGAGAUCAGUAUAACCUUGCCCGACCGAUCAGUGGUUCCUAUACCAGCCCCUACCAAUCAUAUGUGGCACCGCAGCUAUCACAGUUGUCCACUCCAUGGCCUGGAGGAGCAUUUGAAAACUCCAUGCUACAUUCCUUACAAUCGAGAGGCGCAUCCUUGUCUAUCCGAGGACCUAAUGGAGAUAUACUGGAUGACAUGGUGGAGAGCCGGGAGUGUGUCAACUGCGGCUCCAUAUCCACACCGCUGUGGAGACGCGACGGCACGGGUCACUUUCUCUGCAACGCAUGUGGUCUGUACAGCAAAAUGAAUGGACUCAGCCGGCCAUUAAUUAAACCCCAGAAGCGCAUGUCGUCAUCUAGGCGGAUCGGCCUCUCCUGUGCCAACUGCCAGACCAGCACCACCACUUUGUGGCGCAGGAACGCCGAGGGGGAACCAGUCUGCAACGCUUGCGGACUUUAUACAAAAUUGCACGGGGUACCACGGCCACUUGCUAUGAAGAAAGAGGGUAUUCAGACGCGAAAGCGAAAGCCAAAAACGUUGAACAAAUCCAAAGGAUCCUCCGGAAGCAGCUCUGUUCCCAUGACUCCGACCUCGUCCUCGUCUUCCAACUCUGAAGAGUGCACGAAGAACAGCUCACCGACAACGCAGGUGUCAGUGUCUUCGGUGAACCCCUCUGCCAUGGCUGCUCAAGAGGUGGUCAGCUCGACCGACUCCGUAGUGAAGUACCCUGGACAGGAGGGGCUGUACACCAGCGUGGGACUCACAUCCUCAGCCGACGUGACUGCCUCCGUCCGAGGAGAGACCUGGUGCCCGAUGGCCUUGGCUUGAUAGUGGACCGUCUGGAGCGGGGUCUCCAUUUUGGCCUUCCUCUCCCUGGGACGUAACGCUGGUGUUCCUUUCAAAAGUGGCAAUGGAAUGGGAAUUAUUAAGUCUUCUGAUUGCCGUAAACUUGUUCUCCAGUUCUGGAGAGUUUCAUGGAUGCUGCUGACAUGCCAACAGCUUUUUAUUUUUACAUUCUCCAUGUGUUUGACUGCAUUCUUUCCUGGAAUAUUUGGAUCGGAUAUUUUUUUCGGAAUUUGGCUGUGCCAUUGCAAAGGAACACGCGCAUGAUGAGGCAUCAAAACACUGCUUUUGCAUUUGGUACUCUCUGGAGACAGUGCACGAGGGGCAUCACCCUGGAGAGUUAGUGGAUGAAAUGUUAAUUUUAAAGAAAGUUAAAUAUAUAUAUAAAAAAUAUAUAAAUAUAUAAGGGUAUGGAUGUGGAUUUCCCCUCGCUGAAGAUAACAUUGUUGAUUGGACUGGAGAGCAUUUUCUUUUUAGUAAAUGCGCAACCCAUGCAAAAAUACAGAAACGCUUGAUUUUGUUGCAACUGGAAUUUGGAAAGAUGAAGACAUCCAAGACACCCCCUUUGAUUGAAUGAAAUAUUUAUGAAAUGCUGUUGAAAUAUGCCUAUAUUUGUCAAUAAAGGGAACGACAAAUAGAAUAGGAUGAAAUGCUUAUUCUUACAAAUAUCUUUAUUUUGAAACACAUGGUCUAACCUUUUGGAUCUAGCUUUCAUGGUGUAUUUUUGUCUUUGAUUACAUAUCUGCACGUGUUGCCUGAUGAAGCUCUUAUGGAAUGGGACUGAAAUUGUGUUGGUUUAAACAGGGUAACAAAGAUCAAGACAGCCACUCUCUCUGUUGUCUGCUUUAUAGUUUGAUUAUGUACUCUUCUUGAGCAAUGUUAAAUCAGAUCCUGCCGAUUUGACACUUGAUUAGCAAAAAAAAGAACAUUUCAAAUCAAAUGGUACUAUUUUGUAGACUUUUAUUUUUUAAUAGAUCGUAGCAUGUUUUUAAAAGACAACAAUCACAAAAGGGUGAAAAAGAGGUGAAAUUGCAUCCACGUAAACACUCACUCAGAACAAACGGCACUCAGGACAAUUUGAUAACUGACAUCUUUUUUUGUUACGGCACAGAAGUUUAACAGUAUUUUUUACUGCAAAGCUUCUGGAUUUAACAGAGACAGAACUACCUAAAGCAAAUCAUUAACAUGUAAAAAUACCAGGCAUCAUUUGGUCAGAUAUCCUUGUGAGGGAUCCAUCUAUGGAAGAGAUACAUGUUGAUGAUGAGAAACACUAUUGCAUCCAUGGUGGCUGUGCAAAAAGGCUUAACCCACUAAUAUGACACUGGAUGAAGACAUAGAUCCAACUUGGUCUGUUUGAGAACUAAUGUUAUGGAUUCAUGGAUUAUAUCGAUGCUUAUAGCCUCAAAUCAGCGUUGGUCUGACCAUGCCAUCAAUCAGAAGCCAUUACACGCAAGCGCACUGCAAUUUAAAGCAACAAGCAGGAUCAGUCAAAAGUCUCCGAUGCUCAUGACACGUAUGAUGUAUGGGGCUGUCCAAUCAUUAAUCUCCCCAUGUAUUUCAUUUGGCCCCAAAGUGAAGUCCAGAGAGUGUAAUGUGAGCAUGCUCCGUGGACCACUGUCGGGCCAGACAAAUUCCAAUCCAGUGCGUGGAGUAAACAGUCCAGGGGAAUCAGUUUGAGUUUGUAGGUCACCUAGAACAUUGUGUAACCGGCACAAGCAGCUUCCAUGGUCAUGCCUUUUGUCCCUGUUAAGUAGGGUCCUCUGGUAUUCUGGACUUAUUUAUUUGUUGUGUUUAGUAGAAUUUUUUUUUUGAUGUGUUUCAUUUGGUUUGAUGUUAUUUGUAUGUCAAGGAUUGUUUCUUUGGAUUUAAUUUCCAUUCUUUCGUAUUUAAAUCUGUUGUCAUGAAUGUUCAACCUAAGACAUUAAUUUGAGAUUAAAAUGUUUUCUCCUGUCUUAAAGAAUCAUGUUCAAGUGUGUACACAUUUUUGUGUGUGUGACUUUUAUUUUAGCAUAAGUAAAGAUAUGGAGUUCUGACAGCUUUACUUAAUAUACACACACAAGCCUCCAGAGCUUAAAAC
Messenger RNA from Sardina pilchardus (European sardine), 3799 nucleotides. It is a transcript of the gene gata6, whose product is annotated as GATA binding protein 6. The transcript has 7 exons. Bases 205 to 1707 code for a protein of 500 amino acids. The record is from RefSeq and is a predicted model, not a curated record. Gene Ontology annotation, molecular function: zinc ion binding; RNA polymerase II cis-regulatory region sequence-specific DNA binding; DNA-binding transcription factor activity, RNA polymerase II-specific. Gene Ontology annotation, biological process: negative regulation of transcription by RNA polymerase II; cell fate commitment; epithelial cell differentiation. NCBI's taxonomy places the organism in Eukaryota, Metazoa, Chordata, Actinopteri, Clupeiformes, Clupeidae. Gene Ontology annotation, cellular component: nucleus.